GCGGGGCUUAGCCGGCCUUUCGGCGGGAAACCGUCAUGGCGGCGGUUGCCAUGGAAGUGGCCGGGCCUGGCAAGCCGGAGGAGAAGCAAAGCGGGGGUCCCGCGGCAGCCACCUCCGCAGCAGGGAGCGGACAUUAUGAGUUGCCCUGGGUGGAAAAAUACAGGCCUACGAAGCUGUCGGAAAUCGUUGGGAACGAAGAUACCGUUAGCAGGUUAGAGGUCUUUGCAAGAGAAGGAAAUGUCCCAAACAUCAUUAUUGCGGGUCCCCCAGGAACGGGUAAAACCACCAGCAUCCUUUGUUUGGCGCGCGCCCUUCUGGGCCCUGCGUUGAAGGAUGCCGUUCUGGAGCUAAACGCAUCCAACGACAGGGGCAUCGACGUGGUGAGGAACAAAAUCAAGAUGUUUGCUCAGCAGAAGGUCACGCUCCCGAAAGGCCGGCAUAAAAUCAUCAUCUUGGAUGAAGCUGACAGCAUGACCGACGGAGCCCAGCAGGCCCUCAGACGGACGAUGGAAAUCUAUUCCAAAACAACCCGCUUUGCACUGGCUUGCAACGCUUCUGAUAAAAUCAUAGAGCCCAUCCAGUCUCGCUGUGCCGUCCUCCGCUACACCAAGCUGACCGAUGCUCAGGUCCUGGCGAGGCUGAUGAGGAUUGUCGAGAAGGAGAACGUGCAGUAUACAGACGAUGGGUUGGAAGCCAUCAUCUUCACUGCCCAGGGGGACAUGAGGCAGGCACUGAAUAACUUACAGUCAACCCACUCUGGAUUUGGCUUUGUCAACAGCGAGAACGUGUUCAAGGUGUGCGAUGAGCCCCAUCCUUUGCUGGUGAAGGAAAUGAUUGGCCACUGCGUCAGCGCAAACAUCGAUGAAGCUUAUCGGAUCCUUGCCCACUUGUGGAAGCUUGGCUACUCCCCCGAAGACAUCAUUGGCAACAUUUUCAGAGUGUGCAAAACCUACCAAAUGGCCGAGUAUCUGAAGCUGGAGUUUAUUAAGGAAAUCGGCUAUACCCACAUGAAGGUGGCAGAAGGGGUGAGCUCCCUCUUGCAGCUGGCGGGACUGCUAGCCCGGCUGUGUCAGAAGUCCGAGGCUCCCACGGCGACCUGACCAGAGGGACGUGGACCUGAUGAGAAGGGAAGGCUAGAGGGGGACUUCCGCUGCCACAUGGGCUUCCGUUCGCCCUCAUGGAUCUAGCCGCAAAAUGUUUUAUUUUCUCAUGCAACUUAAUAGCGUUCACACACACACUAUUUGGACCAAAUAAAGUUUGAUACAAAAAAAAA
Molecule: messenger RNA, 1273 nt
Organism: Pogona vitticeps (central bearded dragon)
Lineage: Eukaryota; Metazoa; Chordata; Lepidosauria; Squamata; Agamidae
Gene: RFC2
Product: replication factor C subunit 2
Biological process (GO): DNA-templated DNA replication; DNA repair
Cellular component (GO): nucleus; DNA replication factor C complex
Molecular function (GO): DNA clamp loader activity; DNA binding; ATP binding
Source: RefSeq, a predicted model, not a curated record